Messenger RNA from Myzus persicae (green peach aphid), 1426 nucleotides. Its product is annotated as cell-death-related nuclease 7-like. NCBI's taxonomy places the organism in Eukaryota, Metazoa, Arthropoda, Insecta, Hemiptera, Aphididae. Gene Ontology annotation, molecular function: deoxyribonuclease II activity. The coding region runs from base 175 to 1260 and encodes 361 amino acids. The transcript has 8 exons. Gene Ontology annotation, biological process: apoptotic DNA fragmentation. The record is from RefSeq and is a predicted model, not a curated record.
GGAUACAGGGUAGUCGAGAGUUGGAGACUAGUGUGUAGACAGUGUCUGUUGUAUACGUACAUAUUUUGUGGAACGUUUGUAAUAUUUUGCAUCGCAUUUGCACAGCACAGUCUUGCUCCUGCAGUCACCAGUGAAGCAGUGUCACAGUACACAAUACGAAUCUCUAAUUACGAUAUGCGACGAGUGUUUUCGACGUUUGUCGUCGUCUCGGUGGCUGUCAUUUCAGUGACGUUUGGCGAUCUACUGCAAUGCAAAGACCCGAAUGGACAACCAAUCGACUGGUUCACGGCUAUCAAGCUACCUAACCUCGAGUCGAACUUGUCCGACGGGACGAUUUACAUCUAUAUGGACGCCAAGAACCCGGAGUGGACUUACUUGACCGGGAUCACCACUGAGAAAUCGGCUGUCGGACACACAGUGAGGCAGAUGUACGCGCCCACCCAAGCAUACAACGAAUCGAUAAUGUGGGCCGUGUACAACGAUGAACCGACAAACGGUCCAGUGACGUUCUCGUUGGGCCAUUCCAAAGGAAUGGUAGUGGCCAACAACUGUUCGGGCUUAUGGCUGGUGCACAGCGUGCCCAAAUUUCCGCAGUUACCUUACCAGAACAACAACUCGUACACGUACCCCAAGACUGGAGUGCUAUACGGCCAAAGUUUUCUGUGCAUGUCCAUGACACCUGAGGAACUGGACAAGGUAGGCGAUCAGAUAAUCAACAACGAGGUGCAGGUGUACGGCAGUCACUUUGGAGGCGAUAUGAAAUCGACGUAUCCGGGUCUCUACAACGCCACUCUGCUGCAUGAUAUUCCCGGGGUGAAAAACGAUGGAGUGAGGUUACAGCCUCUUUACUCUAUUGAGGGCUUUGAGUUCUUGUCCAUUUCAAAGAACAGGCACUUUGGAAAAGAUUUAUAUGAAGACUUAAUCACACACUUGACACAGUCAAAUGUAUACACAGAGACUUGGUUAAAUUCGAAGGAUAGGUUGAAUUCGUCAUGUUCUAGCAAGUACAAGACCAUGAACAUAAAGUCGUUGGCCAUGAAGAACAUAAAGGGGUUGGAAAACGUACGGUACAAGUCGUCAAAAGACCAUUCCAAAUGGGUUGUAACUGGAAAAAGUUCGGUACAUUGGACUUGCGUUGGCGACAUCAAUCGAGCUGAAAAACAGACAAAACGUGGAGGUGGAACAGUAUGCAUAAAAUCAUUGCCAGUAUGGAAUCAAUAUAAACAACUAGUGUCAGAUAUUCAAAAGUGUAAAAUUUAGUACUAUAAUUAUUAAUUAUGUGUCUCUUGCUAGAGUACCUAUCAUUAUUAUUGUUUAAUAUUUAAGUGCCAUAUAUUUAAUUUUAAGAACUCGUUUAAAGAAUAUUCGCUAAACACAGAUAAAUAUUUUGACUUAUAAUUUAUGACAUGAUGAGUUUUACCUAUAA